AUCGGGAACAGAACCCUGAAUAAUAGAGAAAUUGACAAUAUGAGUCAAGGGACAGGCUGUAACUGUUGCACUGUCCCUUCGAAACCUACAGGGGAUAACAUCUAAACAAGUAGCUUUAUUAGCACUGAGCUUAUUAAGGGACUUAAGAAUUUUGUUCAUAGAAACAACUGAAAAUGAAAAGCUAUUUGAAAAAAAAAUACCUUUGGAUAGAUACAAUUUACAAAAAAAAAAAAUUAUAUUUAGAGCAACUACCUGGCAGUUUAUCAACUAAUUUUGAUGCAACUUAUGUAUAAAAACUGUUACAUUUUUCAGCAACAUUUAAAAACCAAAGCUGACUUCUCCAUUAAUUUUGAAACCAAUGUUACUAGAAGAACUAACACCUUUCCUAUAUGGUAAACCAAGGUGUUUUUAAACAUUUCCAAAGAGAUUUUGAGUCAGAUUUAUUGCUUUCAAUACUAUCUUUGAAAUAGUUUUUCUUAGCAUUAUGAAUAAGUGUCUGAGUAUUAUUUCUAAGCUCUCUAAAACUUUCAUAAUGUUCAGAAGUUUUAUUUUUAUACAUGUUAAAAGCUUUGUCUCUAGCAUUUAUUCUUUGCAAAAUGGCAUAAUCUAUCCAUGGUUCCGUACGUACGCUGUUUGAUGCGAACUUCUUUUACAGGAGCAUGUUUAUCUAACACAGACAGAAAAAUCUUUUUUAAACUGUAUCAUGCUUCUCUAACAUUGUCACUGAGCAUAACAGAACUCCAGUCAGAUAAAAGUAACGACUGUUUUACAUUAUUGAAUUUACCAAAGGAUGAACGCAUUAUUUUCCGAGUACAAAAAAUCAUGGAAUGGUCACUCAAAGAUAGUUUAACAACUCUCCUAUUUGAAAUUUUAUCUUUGUCUGAAACAAGUAUAAGGUCAAUUGUUGUCGGUGAACAGUUUGAGAUUCUUGUAGGAUCUUUGCUUAACUGUGCGAAGUUGAAAAGCUCACAGAAAGAUGUUUAACUGUUAAGAAUUGAGCAUUUAUCACCACAAACACUGGUAUUAAAUUCACCAAAAAUUGAAGUUUCACCGGUAAUGAAAUCAUCACAAGAUUGACACAGUGAUUCUAAAACAUUGUAAUAGUUAAGCUGUUCUGGAAGUCUAUAGAUGAGUCCGCAAAGUAUAGGUUUGGAUUUGAGCAGAAGGACAUCUACCCAGGUAGCCUCAAAAUCCGGGUGGUCCAAGUCAAUAAAAUCUGGAAAGUAGAUCCCUCGGAAGCACCGAGAACAAGGCAAACAGUGAAAAUUGCAGACUCGGUUUGAUUGAGUCUGUUCAUGAGCAGUAAUGGAAAAUGCAACACUGCCCACGCCCCCUAGCACCGGCUUAAGCAGUAUUCAAUCUUCAAAUCUAAAUGAGUUGAAAUCAGUGAUCCCGAAGGACCAGAAAAUAUAACAACACUGAGAUGAAGUCGGGGCGACUUUUUACGGCCGCCACACAGCACUUAACACCCGCUGUUGUGAAGUAAACAAAAUCUGGAAAGUAGAUCCCUCGGAAGCACCGAGAACAAGGCAAACAGUGAAAAUUGCAGACUCGGUUUGAUAGAGUCUGUUCAUGAGUUCAAUGCUAGGUCACUGUGAAUAUAUGCCAAACACCGCCUCCCCGACCGUCCGGUCUGUAUUUCCUUUGCACGUUGUAAUAAGGUAUAAGUAUUUCAGAGUCCGGCACUGAUGAAUCUAGCCUAGUUUCAGACAAAAAAUGCCAGCUAGGUUGUAUUUCCUGGCAAGUAGGCGGUUUUUUUUUUUCCAAUUUUGGUAUCCAAGUGAAUAAAAUGUAAACCUCGUUUUCACUGAAAAUUGUCACCAGUAGUAAAAGAUGGUUAUCCAUUUUCAUUAUGGACAUGGCCUGGGCUCGGAUGUACAUUACCGCAAAGCAAAACAGAAAAAAGUGGAAACUCCACAAGUCGUUCAACAAAAAAAGUGGAAACUCCAAAGGUCGCUCAACACGACAAAACCUUAAUUCUCCACUAAACAUGCAAAUUAGUGAAAAUCCAGUCCCACGUGUGCAUUUGCUAAUACAACUGUAACAAUGUAUGUUUAAACUUUUAUACAUGUCAAACUAUUUUACAGUAAUGUACAGUAAGUAGAAUCAUAUCAAAUUAUAAUGCGUUUGACACAUUUGAGCGAACAACAACUUCAUAAUGUGCUUCAUAACGAUUUUGCCUUGUCCCCCGCUCGGAUGCAUACAUUUGUACUGAAAUAAUGUUACUUUACUCUUGUGUAUGACAAACAAUAAGCUCAAUUUUCCUACCUAUUUGUUUCAAAAAUUGAGUGGAAAGACAUUUUACCUGUAUAAAAAGGCUUUUGCAUAAAGUGUGGCUGCUAAACUUUUGUCCCUUGAAAAUCGGAUAGAUACGUUAACAAACUUCGGAGAAGCCAGAGAACCACAUGCAUGGACCUGAUAUGCUUUAAUAUUAUGUUUUAAAAUCUAUAAGUUGUUAUAUUUCUCCAUGUAAUAAUCAAUUUUUUUACCAUGCAAUUGCAAAAGCAAUGAUAUUGUCUAACAGACGACAUUAUAUGAAUAAUUAUUUAAAUCGAAAUAGAUACGUUACUACUCUUUUCAACCAAGUAUAAUUUACCAUUACAAGUCCAUUUGAAAUAUGGAUACACAUUAAGCAUUCACACAUUUUCUACGUGACUGAAGGACUUUUUUGUAAAUGUGACAAUAAAAAUGGAUCUUUAGAUUAAUUUUUCUUUUUUGCACAAUAGAUAAGUUACAGAUAGAUACGUUACCGAUUUUUAUUGAUCGAGCCUUUGGUUGUCUUUUUCACGUGUUUUAAUAAUGUUGUGUGAUUAUUUUUCUGUCACAGUACGCGAGGGAUGCUAAAUAUUGUUUUGAUUAUGAUUAUUUUACUUAAAACUUGGAUAUUAAACUGAUAUGAACCUGGAUAACAUGGUAAGUGUAUUUUUUUCUAAAGCUUCGUAUACAAUAAUGAAAAAAUGAAUAUUGUAUUUACCUGGUAAUAUUAUAAUAUAAAUAUUUGUCUAUAUUAGAACUUGAUUACCAUGAUUUGCAGUUAAAUCAAAGAACUGUGCCAAUGUCACUAUUGGUAACGUAUCUAUCAUUUAUUGUAAAGUUCCAUAUUAAGUAGUGCGUUUUACUACAGGAUACGACUAGAUAUUCUUUUAUAUUUUUGUAUAGAUUAUAAAAUUUUAACAGUUGAUAAAUUUCUAAUAUUAGUUAUAUCUUUGAUUCAGAAACAGGGCCGUGUUAGGGGCAAUAAUUAGAAAAUACAUAACCAUUCUAUGCGUCAUAAUGUUAUAAUUUGGAAAUUAAAAAUUAAACCAAAUCUAAUUUCAAUUUUUUUUAUAAAAAUGGCAAACUCAGAGCCGAAAUGCAUUGGCCUUGCCAUGAGAAAAAGAAAGUUAAACAUCACAAAUCUACAUCAACUAAUGGUUUAUAGGAGAAAUCAUGAAAUGUGAAAUUUGCCUCAUUUCUUUAGCUGAUAUGGUCAUCAAGCAUGGUGUGAAGAAUAAAUAGCAAAAACAAAAACUUGCUGACGACUUGUGGGUUUCAUUAACUAACGUCAUUUGUAAUAUAGCACCUCUACAUUUAUUGGUAGAUCACAAAGGACCAAGCUUUUUAAUUAAUUGGAGCUAAGUUAAAAUUAUUCAAGAAUAGACAAUAGAUACGUUACCGCCACUUGAAACAUUAAAAUUGAAAGUAUGUGUCCGUUUUUUAAUCUAAAACUACUUCUAAACACUUACAUUAAAUAUUCUUAUUAUAUAUAGUAGUGUUAGCAAGUUAAUUUAUUUUCAAUUUUCAUGGUUUUAAUAUUUCAUAUCUUUCUAAAUUAAUAUUAUUAUUUGAAUAGAUACGUUACAAUUUCAAUGACUUUUGAUUACAAAUAGUGAUUUGAAGAUAUGUUAACAAUUUUGUUCAGGCUAAAUUAUGUUAGCUUCAAUACAUUAAAUGUUUUAUAACAUGAGCAUAUGCAUGUCUUAUUUAGUCUAUGUUAAAAACAACAUGGGGGCACAGCCAUAAGAAUUAUAAACCCGUGAUAAUCGAAAACUAGAAUCCUAGGUAAAAUGUCGAUUUUUAAACUUUAAAUUUCUCUUUCAAAACGUUGAAAGCAAGGCUCUGAUUGGUCCAGUGCGUAGCAUUAAUAGGAGAUGGUUUUAUUCAGAUUGAAAUAAUAAUAUAAAUGAGAACAGAUGACAUAUAAGCCUCAUUAGUAGAAUCAUAAACUCGAAAUGCAGGUUACUGUUAUCACUCCACCCCGAAAAAAACAAGGACAAAUAUCAAAAAAUGGAAAUGCCAUGUUCAAAAAACGCAGCCUCCCCAAAACGAAACUCACAGCACGCAGACUUGCACACUACAAACACACUCGCGUACAAAGGAAACACACGAGGACAAAAUAAGUAGUUUCAUAUUCUGUGUCAUGGUCAGAUAUGUCUUUUUGUUUACAAGAAAGUAUGAUGAAAAUUGUAUUCUUUUCUUCCCUUACAGAAGAUGAAUGGGAAUCCUGCUUACAGUCUAAAAACGAAAGUCAAAUAAAGAAACUCAUUCAGGAAAACUGUAUUCCAAGUUCAAUACAUCUCGAUGCUGCAUACAGAAUCUUUGAGCGCUCUUCUGAACUUCUUGGGGAUAUCUUUGCAUUGGUUUCAGAGUACAUAAAGAAGCAGUCACCACACAUACUUCGAGUGUAUGCGGCAUAUGAUGAUAGAAAGAAUUCGGAGAGCAACUAUUGUUUUCUUGUAUUUACAAGGCAGUCUGAGGCAGGGUUAAAACCCUUGAAUGAAGUAUAUCCAAUAAAGAUCGUGCGUAUUGAAGACUGUAGUGAAGAAGACGAAGAUGUUGUAAAAGAAAUUCUGAUGAGCCACGGCCCACCUGUAAACAUAAGUCAUGUUGAAAUCAAUCUGAAUAAAGUAAUAUCGGACCAUUCCGAACGACUAAUGAAAGAGACAAAAAAUAUUACAUUGAUUACCACUAGUAUGUACAGAUCACAAAACUACCAACGUGGAAACCCCCCAUGUUUAGUAAAUGAUCCAUGUGUAGUUAUACUUGUCAUGCAUAAGAACUGGAUACCUAUUGGGAGUAAGCCUCUGCCUCGGGAAAUCAACGGCAUACCAGUGGAUGUACGAGAAGGAAUUGCAGUUAAAUUUAGAGGAAAACUUCCUUCAGAAAAACACGACAACGUACGCAUUGGUUGCAAAAUUGAAAGCAGUGGUCUUCCUGGGUCCGGUCAUUCAUCCUGGGUUUGCAAUGCAGGCACUCUUGGUGGAUUUAUACUUGGUUCAAAUUCUACUAUAUAUGGAUUUACAUGUGCACACAUUCUUUUUCCUGACAAAACGUUGAAGGAAAUGCAAAGAGAUGAGAAAAUUUAUAUUGGAGAGGAUUUAGAGUUGAGUGUGAUGAAACAGAAAGAAGAAGUAUCUAGGCUCGACAUAAUUGUAAAACGUCUGGAGGAAAGGAAAGUAUACCAAGCCAGCUGUGAAAUGGAUGAAUAUCUUGGCACUGUUGAGAUGGCAUUAUACGCACUAGGGAGUACAUUUGAUUAUACUGGAGUUGAUUUUGCCGUCGUGAAAAUUGAUGCAGAACGGAUUCCAAACACAACUGAAUUCCCAUAUGUUGAUGAUUCAGGAACGUUUAAGAGAGAAACAGAAGGCGCUUCGACAGAAAGGGACUUUCGUUUUAAUUCUGGAAAGAUCAUUGACGAAGAUUUGAAAUGUGGAGAGGAAGUUAUUAAGUACGGAUGUAGAACCCUACUUACGACCGGGAUAUUCCUAGGGAAAAGAACAUUUAAUAAUAUUGACGGUGAGACAUGGUAUGGACAGUGUGAAAUUGUUUCUAAUAGUAGUUUUGCAAAAGAAAGUGAUUCCGGAUCUCUUGUAUUCAGGCAAAAAGAAAGCGAUUUAGAAGCUGCUUGUAUUCUUUUGGGUGGCACAAGAGUUCGAUUUGCAGCGACAUAUUUUCCUGACAUACUCGAAAGAACAGGUUUAAAAGACAUAACGUUUCUCAAAUUCGAUAGCCAAGAAACAAAGGAAUAAAGACAACUGUCUGACGAAACGAUAGAUAAGAUGUAAUAAGAGAAGGUGUUUCUUUCUGCAGUCCAAAAUGUAGAAAAUAUAUCGUGUUAAGGUUGUAGAAUCGUUUAUCUUUCUACCGGUAAGAAUCUUUUUAUACUCUGUAAGCUUAAAGAACAUUAAUUUCUAUGUCAAACAGAAAAGAAACAGCACAGGUCACCGAACUCGUUAUAAUUUUAUAGGGCUUUUUAACAUUUCUGAAAGUUUGUAAAAUUGAAGAAAUGGAGGUAUUUAAAACACGAUUGAAUAGAUGAUAAUGAUGACUGAUGAAUGAUAAUCAGCAUGAUGUCAUGAAUAUUGAUGUUAAUGAGUGAAAACUGGUUAAAAUUAUAACGAUGAUUAUGACUGUUGAUGAUAAUACCGAUAAUCACGAUGGUGAAUUAUGAUGAUGAAUGAAUUGUUAUUAAUGAAUUGCUUUUGAUCAAUGAAUGAUGAAAAUGGACAUAUGAUGAUGAUAAAGCAUAAAGACUGAUUAUGACUUUAUUGAGACGCUCAUUGAAAUUAACCGCAGCUUUAGAUUCCAUGGUGAAACCACAAAACGCUGAAAAUAAAAUUUAGUUUAGUGAAAUGUAGAAGAAAAUAGAUUAACGGAUAAAAAUUAUUCAAUGUAGAUUUUUAUCAAAUUUCUGACAGUUGUAAAUUGGUUUUGUUCAUGUGAUUUUCUUUGAGACAUGUUAUGAAAUAUAUCAAAUUUAUAAG
This is a messenger RNA of Mercenaria mercenaria, 6743 nucleotides long. RefSeq lists its product as uncharacterized. The transcript is spliced from 2 exons. The record is from RefSeq and is a predicted model, not a curated record. The coding region runs from base 4410 to 6008 and encodes 532 amino acids. Lineage: Eukaryota; Metazoa; Mollusca; Bivalvia; Venerida; Veneridae.